Molecule: messenger RNA, 2001 nt
Organism: Pimephales promelas (fathead minnow)
Lineage: Eukaryota; Metazoa; Chordata; Actinopteri; Cypriniformes; Leuciscidae
Gene: sstr2b
Product: somatostatin receptor 2b
Biological process (GO): cellular response to estradiol stimulus; cellular response to glucocorticoid stimulus; neuropeptide signaling pathway
Cellular component (GO): neuron projection; plasma membrane
Molecular function (GO): somatostatin receptor activity; neuropeptide binding
Source: RefSeq, a predicted model, not a curated record
UAUCUGCUCAGUGUCAGUUUGUUUGUCGGAUGCAGAUGUUCUCCACAUGUGCACAUCCACAGAAUCAUGAGCAGGAUCCUAUUGUACUGUACAAUGGACUCUAACAUGAAGGCAGUAUGUCAUACCUAAUGGAAUUGGGAACCUGAGAGAAAUAUACAAUGGAUCCCUGGACAAUUUCAUUCUCCCCCAGUAACUUCCCCCGUAAUCUGUCUGGAUUCCCCAUCUAUGAUGGCAUUUUUCUUGACAACAUAUCCGAAGAAGGCCCGAGAAAUGAGACCGACCAGAGCUUGACCAAAACUAACACAGUCGUCAUCACCUUCAUGUAUUUUGUGGUAUGUGCUAUUGGUCUUUGUGGAAAUGCUCUGGUCAUCUAUGUCAUCCUGCGCUAUGCCAAGAUGAAGACGGUUACAAAUAUCUACAUCCUGAACUUGGCAGUGGCAGAUGUUCUGUUCAUGCUAGGUUUGCCAUUCAUCGCUAUCCAGUUAGCGCUGGUGCACUGGCCAUUUGGGGAAGCUCUGUGCCGCGUGGUCAUGACUGUAGAUUCUCUCAAUCAGUUCACCAGUAUUUUCUGUCUGAUGGUGAUGAGCAUUGAUCGAUACCUGGCUGUGGUGCACCCGAUUAAGUCGACCAAAUGGAGGAAGCCACAUGUCGCAAAAGCCAUCAACCUGGCCGUGUGGGUUGUGUCGCUCAUCGUCAACCUUCCGAUUAUAAUCUACAGUGGACUGAUCACCCAACCUGAUGGCUGCUUCUGCACUAUUGUGUGGCCAGAGCCGCAGGAGGCCUACUACACCGCCUUCAUGUUCUACACUUCCUUCCUGGGUUUCUUCCUACCUCUAGUGGUCAUAAGUCUAUGCUAUUUGUUAAUUAUCAUCAAGGUAAAGUCUUCAGGAAUCAGGGUGUGCUCUAGCAAACGAAAGCGCUCUGAAAAGAAGGUGACGCGUAUGGUGUCCGUUGUGGUCGCCGUCUUCGUGUUUUGCUGGCUGCCUUUCUACAUCUUCAAUGUGACAUCAGUUACAGGCACCAUUAGCACUACGCCUUUCAUAAGGAGCAUGUUUGCUUUUGUCGUGGUGCUGGGAUACGCCAAUAGCUGUGCCAACCCGAUAUUAUACGCGUUCCUGUCAGAGAACUUCAAAAAAAGUUUCCAGAAUGUUCUGUGCUUGAAAAAAGCCAUUGGUUUGGAUGAUGUUGAAUGCACUGACAGCAAACAGAGGUCACAAAUAACGAAUGAUCCAAAAGAAACUAAAAACGCACUGCUAAAUGGAGACCUGCAAACCAAGGGUCAGAAAAAACAAGGGUCACUACUCAGCAAACUAUGAACUGUUUGCCACAGCACACAUGGAAUACACAAAGAGAAUAAGAGGAAACACAGAGUGCCCACAGUGAUGGCUUAGUUUCUGUAAAUUAAAUUUACAUAUUUAAAUCGGAUAACUUGCCUGUUUUUGGUUACCAUCAAAUAUUUUCAUUGGUUAACACCUGCAAAAAAAAAUGCAUUGUUGAUAAUUGUUUCUCUGAAGCUGUUAUUUAUGAAGUAUAUUUAUGGAGUUCUUAAGCAAACCAUGGUCGUAAGAACAGGAGGACUAAGGAGUUCUACAGUGUCAUUGUAUUUAAAGAGAACUUAAUCAUCUUUCAUUUAUGUUUUAUCUAUGGAGACAAAAUCAUAGUGUCAGUAGCAAACAACAAUGAAACCAUAUAUUUUUCAUUGCACUGUAAAAUAUGCCUUGUGGGAGUUUUAAUUGUAUUUUUGUUGUUUUUCUCUACUCAUGUAUGUAGAAUUUGGAAAGUAUAGCACACAAGAUGCUGCUAGACUGUAAGAUGAACUGUAAGAUGUGUCACUCUAUUGUUGCAUUGUAAACAUGUAAAUAUUAUUUUCUGGAGUUCGACAUCGAACUAUUCUGACUGCUAUUCAUUUAGCCAAAAAUAGUGCCAAUGGUCUCUCUCAUAAUUUUUGUAAUGUAAUCUAAUGGGAAUCAGUUUGAUCACUAAAUUCUCUGGCAGCAAGGA